AUGUCCAGCCAGCAGUGUCUUCGCCGUCUACCAGCGGCUAUGCGCUCUGUGCGAGCUUUGCGCGCAAGCCCACGAGCCAUCCCAGCCGCGCGCAGCUAUUCCGCCAUCUCCAAGGCGAACUCCUCUGGUCUCCUCGCCCAAGCUUCAAGACGGCCUGGACAGCUUUCUUCACAACGCCUAUGGACCCUCGAGCAGACAAGAAGCUAUGCCGACACCAUCGUCAAGGUGCCCGAGAUGGCUGAGUCGAUCACAGAGGGAACCCUGAAGCAGUGGUCAAAACAGGUUGGCGACUACGUUGAGCAGGAUGAAGAAAUCGCGACUAUCGAGACCGACAAGAUCGACGUCGCCGUCAAUGCGCCCGAGGCUGGUACUAUCAAGGAAUUCCUCGUCAACGAGGAGGACACCGUCACCGUCGGACAGGACAUCGUAAAGCUUGAGGCCGGCGGUGCCCCCGCUGGCGGAAAGAAGGAGGAGGCCAGUGAGCAGCCCAAGGAGCCUGCGUCCAAGGACCAGGAGACUUCGUCGCAACCCGAGGGCCAGCAAGAGCAGUCUCAGCCAGAAGCGCCAAAGGAGGAGUCGAAACCAGAGCCUCCCAAGCAGGAAGAGAAGCCCCAGCCGCCCAAGCAAGAAUCCAAGCCUGCACCUCCCAAGAAGGAUUCCAAGCCCGAGGAGACCAAGCCGGCUACACCUGGCAGCCGUGAGGAGCGCCGCGUCAAGAUGAACCGCAUGCGCCUCCGCAUCGCCGAGCGCUUGAAGCAGUCGCAAAACACCGCCGCCUCCCUGACCACCUUCAACGAGGUCGACAUGUCCUCCAUUAUGGAGUUCCGCAAGCUCUACAAGGACGAGAUUCUCAAGAACAAGGGCGUCAAGCUCGGUUUCAUGUCCGCCUUCUCGCGCGCCUGCAUUCUCGCCGCACGCGACGUACCCGCUGUCAACGCCUCCAUUGAGGGCCCUGAUGGCGGCGACACCAUCGUCUACCGCGACUACGUCGACAUCUCUGUUGCCGUCGCUACCGAGAAGGGUCUCGUCACUCCCGUCGUCCGAAACGCUGAGAGCUUGGACAUGGUCGGCAUCGAGAAGGCCAUUGCCGACCUCGGCAAGAAGGCGCGCGACAACAAGCUCACCAUUGAGGACAUGGCUGGUGGCACCUUCACCAUCUCCAACGGCGGUGUCUUUGGCAGUCUGAUGGGUACUCCCAUUAUCAACCUUCCCCAGACCGCCGUUCUCGGUCUGCACGCCAUCAAGGAGAAGCCGGUCGCUAUCAAUGGAAAGGUCGAGAUCAGGCCGAUGAUGUACCUUGCGCUCACAUACGACCACAGACUGCUCGACGGAAGGGAAGCUGUCACUUUCCUCGUCAAGGUCAAGGAGUACAUUGAGGACCCCAGGAAGAUGCUCUUGUAA
This is a messenger RNA of Alternaria ethzedia, 1401 nucleotides long. It is a transcript of the gene KGD2, whose product is annotated as 2-oxoglutarate dehydrogenase complex E2 component. Gene Ontology annotation, molecular function: dihydrolipoyllysine-residue succinyltransferase activity. Gene Ontology annotation, cellular component: oxoglutarate dehydrogenase complex. Gene Ontology annotation, biological process: tricarboxylic acid cycle. The record is from RefSeq and is a predicted model, not a curated record. Bases 1 to 1401 code for a protein of 466 amino acids. The transcript is spliced from 4 exons. Lineage: Eukaryota; Fungi; Ascomycota; Dothideomycetes; Pleosporales; Pleosporaceae.